Molecule: messenger RNA, 3042 nt
Organism: Fusarium subglutinans
Lineage: Eukaryota; Fungi; Ascomycota; Sordariomycetes; Hypocreales; Nectriaceae
Exons: 1
Coding region: 1-3042 (1013 amino acids)
Source: RefSeq, a predicted model, not a curated record
AUGGCACCGAAUCUAAAAUCAGUUGUUUCCAAAAACAUCCGUGAUCACACUACACAAACAAUCCUCAGAAAAGCCUUGGAAGAAAAAGAUGGAAAGUCCCUUGAGCAAUCACCAGAGACCGCGGCUAUGGUCCGUGACUGGGAGAUUCUCGGCGAGAAAAGGGGAAGACAGGGUCUAGAGACUGUUGAUAAGGCUAUACAGGAGAAGAAGCCAGAUGUUGAUGGUAUGACGGAUGAAGAGCUGAGUCGAAUCAGCAUACAUAUUUCGUCGGUUGAAGAAGAAGACGGUGAACAGUCGGAUGAGAAAGUGAAGGAUGAGGAGACGGCCAAGUUUGAUGAGUAUAAGCAUCAUCAGUUUAUACAAAGAUGGGGGUUAUUUCAAGACUCGGAUGGGCGUGAUGAGGAGUGGUUCGUCACUGAUCCGCCUAUCCUUGAAGAGGCGGAUCCUGAAUAUCUGUGCGAUAUGUGUCGACACAUUGACUUCAAAGUCCUUCUAUCACAACGAGACUUACCGGGAAAUCAACUACCAGGACAGUCCCGCAUCUCAGUUUACGGCAUUCCCAUGGUUAUGGACGAGAACAGUUGUUGUUCUUUUUGCAGACUCAUUCGAAAGAGGGUUAUUCAGGAUGGGAUACUCGCGAAUGUUCAUCCUGAAGAUUGGCCGGGGAUGCAAUUGAGUAUCAGUACCCUGGAUGAUGGACCGAAGCUUCCUCUGAGAUUGGAAGUCGAAUUCUCAGAUCUUGAUCGGUCAAAAGUUUCAAGAUUGGUGAUACAUCCAGUUGAACCUAUGGAGAGUCAAUCGAAGCCUCUUCAGGGUCUUGUGGUUCGGAAGGACUCUGCUGAUAUAUCUCGCCUUCGAGAGUGGCUUCAGACAUGCAACAAGGAUCAUAAAUCAACAGAAGCUGACUCUACUGAAUAUCUCAAGCCUCUCAUGGGCACACUGCGAGUCAUAGAUACUGUCGACAACUGCGUGAAGGAGGUUGACACUCCUUGCGACUACAUCUGCCUUUCUUAUGUCUGGGGAACUGGUAGCCAGACACAAUACACUACCAAAACAAGAGGCCAGCUCAGCAAGCCUGGAGGUCUGGGGCACGCCGAGCUUCCGCAAACUGUUCUUGAUGCCAUCAAGGUCACAAAGGAGCUCGGUAUCCGUUACAUCUGGAUUGAUGCUCUGUGUAUCAUGCAAGAUGACAAGGACGACAAAGCUAGGAUAAUCUCUAACAUGGGAACUAUCUACGCCAAUGCAACGUUAUCAAUCAUGGCUUCUUCCAACGUCAACCCCACCGACGGACUGCCGGGCGUUGGUGUCCCUCGAUCACAGGAGCAGAGCAUCGAAACGCUCCAGGGACUUACUCUUGCCGUUGCAUUCCAAGAUGCCAGACAAAAGUAUUCUGAUAUCGAGGAUAAACUCUGGAAUACCAGAGCGUGGACGUUCCAAGAACGAGUCCUCUCAAGGCGAUCAGUCUACUUCACCGACUCUCAAAUGUGCUUUGUCUGUCCCCACGGAGCCUGCUUCGAGGAUACCGUUCCUGUCUCUAACCCCAUUUCAUACACGAUCACGUCUUUCAAUGAACACCUCCAACUAACAUCUCGAAUCCACAACUUGUGGAUUCGCAUAUGGUCUGAUCCAACUCAAGCCGCAUAUAUCAACAAAGCUUUCGCGACAGAAGAUGACGUGACGAUUUUUAUCGGCGAGGACCCAACUACUGGCGAAGCUUCAGAGGACGGUGCUCCGUUGUACAAGUCUAGAGCCAUUCCGAGUUCAGAUACAAUCGAUGCACCUCUCAUCAAGGGAUAUACACUCUGGGAAGCGUACGCUCACGCUGUUGAUGCUUAUACAAGGAGAAACAUGACUUGGCAGUCCGACGCCGUCAACGCCUUUAUCGGUAUUGCAGACCUUAUUCGUCGCGGGACAAAUACCAAGUUCUGGCACGCUAUGCCUGAAUUUGCUCUUACGCGAUCUCUCUUAUGGUACCCCAAAGAACCCCUUUCUCGAAGACGAUCACCAGAUGGAAAGAUUUUGUUUCCCAGUUGGUCCUGGGCAGCUUGGCAGGGGCACGUUGCGUACCGUGGCAGAGGUUUCCACAACGCCGUGUGUUAUGAGCCAGUUAGUAUGAUAAUGUGGCUGAAGUCAGCUACAGUUGACGAAUUCAUGGAGAAGUUUGUACAAGUGGAGAGAACACAGAAGGAAAUCGACGAGAAGAGACGCCAGGCUGAGAAUUCACGGCUUUUGUUGCACAAGACUGAUUUGUGGUCGCUUUUGCAUAUUGACUGCUACGAGCAUGGAUGGGCGGUAGAGCACAAUGAGGACCGAAAUCAGCAUCUCUUCGUGCACGAUGCGUAUCCGGGCAUGAAAUUUGAGUUUCCGAUUAAUCUUCCUGACGAGCCUAUCGUGGAGUUGCCUUUCGAAGACACUUUGUACUUUCGUGCAAAAGCGGUGUCAGUUCGACUAUGUGAUAAGCCAUCUGAGUCUUAUUUGGCAUCGCCUAUACAGGAUAACUUCAUCCAGAUAGGGGUCAACGAUGAGGAUCGAUCAGCCAACGACCGUCGACCGUGGCAGCGUAUCCUCUACCAUCAAGGAUACCGCGCAGGAAGCUUGAGCCUCAACGUCUCGCUUGAACAUCUCAACAUCCCCUCAACAGCUGAAGAAGUCCAGAGUUCACCGGUGAAAUACAUCCUCGUGGCCAUAUCUCGCGACAGUCUUCCGUAUAUUGCCCCUCCGCCCAUUGGCUGGGAAAUGUACUGGGAUGGCGAUCCAAUGAGAAUGCAGUACGAGCUUCUUCAAGAUGAGUGGCUACAGCGCAGGCGCUUACCUGAAGCACCUGAUGAGAGUGUGAAGCCAAGUGGUGAGAAGGUUAAUGAAACUGGAGAUCCACGAUGGGAUAUAGGUCGCUUUGGAACUACCACUAUAUUGGAUGUUUGUAACGUGCUGUUGCUUAGAGAGACGAGGGAUGGAGUAUCUGAGAGGGUUGGCGUUGGGAAGAUCCAUUACUUGGCGUUCUUUGCGGCGAAGCCUGAGCCUGAUGUAUUCUAUUUGAGAUGA